CUGGCCACCUGCAGGCCGCUCACCGUCAAGGAACUGUACCACGCGGUCUGGACCAAAAACAUGACGCUGACCAUGGAGGAGUUUCAGAAAAAGAUGGACAUCCUCUCCAAGCUGCUGGUCGACGGCCUCGGAAGUACCAAGAUCCUCUUUCACUACAGCUUCGCGGAGUGGCUGCUGGAUGUUAAGCACUGCACCCAGAAGUACCUGUGCAACGCGGCGGAAGGCCACCGAAUGCUAGCCAUGAGCUACACCUGUAGAGCCAAACAGCUAAAGCCCCUUGAAGUCCAAGAGUUUGCCCUCCACCUGGUCAACUCCAACCUCCAGAUCGAGCCUUUUAACCUGGCUCUCUGGAUGGUUUGGAACGGAACUCCGGCCAAAGACUCGCUGAGCACCUCGAUACCGAGAGAGCAGGAGGUCCUUCAACUCCUGGUAAAAGCCGGGGCGCACGUCAACAACGAGAACGACCACGCGUCGUGCAUCGUGCAGCAAGCCCUGGAGAGGGAGGACUCCAUCCGGACCCUGCUGGACAACGGGGCGUCCGUGAACCAGUGCGACUCCAGUGGGAGAACCCUUCUGGGCAACGCUGCGUACAGUGGGAAUUUGGACGUGGUCAACCUCCUCAUAUCCCGAGGGGCCAACAUGGAGCUCGAGGACAACCACGGUCAAACGGCGCUAACGCUAGCCGCUAGGCAGGGCCACACGAAGGUGGUGAACUGCCUCAUUGGCUGCGAGGCUAACAUAAACCACACGGACCACGACGGGUGGACCGCCCUGCGUUCGGCGGCGUGGGGCGGCCAUUCGGAGGUGGUUUCCGCGCUUCUUUACGCCGGCGCCAAAGUGGACUGCGCGGACGCGGACGGGCGCACGGCGCUGAGGGCGGCGGCGUGGGGGGGGCACGAGGACAUCGUGCUAAACCUGCUGCAGCACGGCGCCGAGGUCAACAAGGCCGACAACGAGGGACGGACCGCGCUCAUCGCGGCGGCCUACAUGGGACACCGGGAGAUCGUGGAGCACCUCCUGGACCACGGCGCCGAGGUCAACCACGAGGACGUCGACGGGAGGACGGCGCUAUCCGUGGCCGCUCUCUGCAUCCCGGCUAGCAAGGGCCACGCCUCCGUGGUUAGCUUGCUAAUCGACAGGGGGGCGGAGGUGGACCACUGCGACAAGGACUGCAUGACCCCCUUGCUAGUUGCUGGGUAUGAAGGCCAUGUGGAUGUGGUGGACCUUCUCCUGGAGGGCGGGGCGGACGUGGACCACACGGACAAUAACGGGCGCACUCCCCUGCUAGCGGCGGCCUCCAUGGGCCACGCCUCGGUGGUGAACGCGCUGCUCUUCUGGGGGGCGGCCGUGGACAGCAUCGACAGCGAGGGCAGGACGGUGCUGAGCAUCGCCUCCGCGCAGGGGAACGUGGAGGUGGUGCGGACCCUGCUGGACAGGGGUCUGGACGAGAACCACCGGGACGACGCCGGCUGGACGCCACUACACAUGGCGUCCUUCGAGGGCCACCGGCAAGUUUGCGACGCGCUCAUCGAACAGGGGGCUCGAUGCACCGAGGUGGACAACGAUGGAAGAAUCCCGCUGAUACUAUCCGCGCAAGAGGGACACUACGACUGCGUGCAGAUCCUCCUGGAGAAUAAAUCCUGCAUCGACCAGAGGGGGUACGACGGGAGGAAUGCUCUCAGGGUGGCUUCCCUAGAGGGUCACAGGGAUAUCGUCGAACUGCUUUUGAGCCACGGGGCCGAUAUCGAUUUCAAGGAUGCGGACGGGCGUCCGACCCUCUACAUACUGGCGCUUGAAAACCAACUGGCCAUGACGGAGUACUUCCUUGAAAACGGCGCCAACGUGGAGGCCUGCGACACGGAGGGCAGGACGGCCCUCCACGUCUCCUGCUGGCAGGGGCACGUGGAGAUGGUGCGCCUCCUGGUGAACUACCACGCGGACGUGAACGCCCGCGACAACGAGAGGCGCUCCGCCCUCCAGUCGGCCGCCUGGCAGGGCCACGCCAAGGCCGUGCGGCUCCUGAUCGAGAGCGGCACGCGCGUGGACCACACCUGCAACCAGGGCGCCACGGCGCUGGGCAUCGCCGCGCAGGAGGGCCACAUGGAGGUGGUGCAGAUGCUCCUGGAGAACGGAGCCGACCCCAACCACGCCGACCAGUUCGGGCGCACGGCCGUGAGGGUGGCGGCCAAAGGGGGCCACUCCGCCAUCGUCAAGCUCCUGGAGAAGUACGGGGCCACCGCGGCCAACGGCUGCAACCCCUCGCCGGUGCACACCAUGGAGGAGAAGAAGGCGGCGCCCCCGGCCGGAACGGGCAAAACGAAAACGCAGUCGCUAACCAUAAAGUCCAGCAGCUCGGGAAGCACGGGCCUCCCCAACGGGCCCGUCCACGCCUUCAGCUCCCCCUCCGAGUCCCCGGACUCCACGGUGGACAGGCAGAAGUCCUCCCUGUCCAACAACUCCCUGAAGAGCUCCAAGAACUCCUCGCUGAGGACCACGUCGUCCACGGCAACGGCGCAGACGGUGCCCAUCGACAGCUUCCACGGGAUGACGUUUACGGAGCAAAUCCAGCAGCAUUCCCUGCCCCGGAGCCGGAGCCGACAGUCCAUAGUGUCCCCCUCCUCCACCACAAAGUCCAUCGGCCAGCAGCCCUCCUCCCCCUCCGGCGACUUCGACUGGUCCCAGUUGAAACCCGGCCUGAAAUCCUCAAAGGGAACCAAAACGGGAAACGGGACCGCGAACAGCAAAGGAGCCCAGGGGGACAAGAAGAAGCCGAAGAACAGCGGGUCCACCCAGGGCCAGGUUCUGGAGUACGAAAUGACUCAGUUCGACAAGAGAAUCGCGCUCAACAAAUCCGUGGCCAACAUGGCGGGGAAGGACCCUCCCUGUAAGAUCGUGAUCGGGGGUCCGGUCCAGCAGGACCGGGUCCAGGUCCCCGAUCAGUUCUUCAUCCAGCAGCAAAGCUGCGCGGAGAAGAAGAGGAACGGCAUCAUGACCAACCCCAACUACCACCUGCAGGGGAACCAGGUGUUCCUGGGCCGGGUGUCGGUUCCCCGGGGGGGGCAGGGCAAAGGCCACCAGGACGUCCUGGAGAACUACCCCAUCGGGGAGACCGAGCUUAGCCUCAAACAAUCCCUGAAACUGCAGAUCGAAGGGUCCGACGCCGCCUUCAACUACAAGAAGGAGACUCCCUUAUAG
Molecule: messenger RNA, 3195 nt
Organism: Menidia menidia (Atlantic silverside)
Lineage: Eukaryota; Metazoa; Chordata; Actinopteri; Atheriniformes; Atherinopsidae
Source: the annotation of a GenBank genome assembly